CGUUUUCUCUCCUCAGCGAGGACGUCGUUUUCCAUCCAGACUAGAGGAGGAAAAAACUGCAGAAAGAGAACAGGAGCCUGACGGAGGGUUGGCAGGAAAAAAGGGGAAUCCUCAGCUGCUUCACCGGGAUACCACAGACAACAGCGGUGGUUGCCAUUGCUUCCUUUACGGUUAAUCAGUGACUGAAGAGGUUGAUGAUGUUCUCCUGAAUCUCCCCACUCACAACCCUCCACACCCUUCGUCCUCCUCACGUGCUCAUCUACAUCACCACCUUCAUCAUGAACCACACUCCCAGUCCCCACCUGUCAGAAGGUGGCAAGUCAGCUGGAGGCGGGCUGCUGUGCAGCCUGGGUCUGGGGCCAGACAGGGGCAUUCGCUCCCCAGAUAGCCUUACCCACACUCCCAGCCCCACAGGCGGAACCCCUAGCUCCAGCCCUCCACUGCUGCUGUCACCUGGGCUGGGAGCCCUUGGUCUGGGAUCCCUCGGGGCCAUGGGUGAAGGAGCUGGGGCCGACUGGGAGAGCAGGGAGGAGCUAAGGCUCAGGGAGCUAGAGGAGGCUCGGGCCCGAGCAGCCCAGAUGGAGAAGACCAUGAGGUGGUGGUCAGACUGCACCGCCAACUGGAGAGAGAAAUGGAGCAAGGUUCGUGCGGAGCGUAACCGAGCGCGUGAUGAGGUUCGUCAGCUGCGACAGCGGCUGGACACCCUCACCAAGGAGCUGACCAGUGUUCGGCGGGAGCGGCAGGAACUUGCCUCAGAAAAUGAAACGCUACGGCAGCAGACGCUGCGUCUCCGUGGCGACCACGCUGCUCCUCCUCCAUCCGCCACUUCUCCCUCUUCCUCUCCUGCGCGCCAUUGUGGUGCUUCCUCAACCUCCUCUCCAUCUAUCCCUCCUUCCUCUCCUGCUUCCUCCUCCUCUUCCUCUCAGGUUCACAAUGACAACAAGCUGGACAGGGUGGGUGAGGCACCACCAGGGUCUCCAGAACCAGAGCCAGUAAGGGAUGUGGACUUGGACAGACAAAGGCUAGGUCAGCAAAAGGACUUGGAGCUGCUGGAGUCUGUCCUGCGUUCCAGGGUCCCGGGCGCUGACAGUCAGGAGGCCUGGGACAGUCGUGGUUGUAGUGGCGGUGUUAACAUGGCCAGCUCACGCUCAUCCUCUGGUCUGAGCCGGCAGGAGCGCAGCAGGCAGCUGUGGGAGGACAUGAGCACAGCAGAGGAAGACUCCAGCAAACUCAACGCCCUGCAGCUUCGCCUGGACGAGUCCCAGAAAGUCCUGCUGAAAGAGAGAGAAGACAAACUUGCUCUGAGUAAGAGCAUUGAGAGGCUGGAAGCUGAACUCAGUCAGUGGAAACUUAAAUAUGAGGAGCUCAGCAAAAGCAAACAGGAGGCCCUCAAACAGCUGAAUCUACUAAAGGAAAUGCACCAGGACGAACUCGGCCGCAUAUCUGAAGACCUGGAGGAUGAACUGGGAGCUCGAACCAGCAUGGACAAGAAACUAGCUGAACUACGAGCUGAGAUGGAGAGGCUGCAGGUGGAGAAUGCUGCAGAGUGGGGGCGUAGGGAGCGCUUGGAAACUGAGAAACUGGCCUUGGAGAGGGACAACAAGAAGCUGAGGGCUCAGGCUGAAGACCUGGAGGAGCAACUAGCCAAGAAACGCCGACAGGCUGCCUCUGCACUUGACACAGACCUCAAGGCCAUCCAGAGUGAACUAUUUGAGAGAAACAAGGAGCUGGCUGACCUUCGCCACAUUCACGCUAAGCUGAAAAAGCAGUUCCAGGAGAAGACAGCAGAGCUCGCCCACGCCAACCGGAGAGUGGAGAGUCACGAGGCCGAAGUCAAAAAGCUGCGACUGCGGGUGGAGGAGCUUAAGAAAGAGUUAGGACAAGCAGAGGAUGAGUUGGAUGAGUCUCAUAACCAGACCAGGAAGCUGCAGAGGUCUCUGGAUGAGCAGGUGGAGCAGACUGAGAACCUGCAGGUACAAUUGGAACACUUACAGUCAAGACUGCGGCGGCAGCAGCAGAGUCCUGGUCUGUUUGGGAAAAUGCGAUCAGCUCGGUUUAGUCCUGAAAACCCAGAGGGUCCGACCAGCGACAUGGAUGAGGAGGAGGAGGAACUACAGCUCCAGAUCCCAUGACACACACAUACAUACGUACAGUGACACAGGAUAUACUGUAUUAUUACACAAACAUCAGCAGUCACACAAAGAUGGUGAAUGUUGUUUCUCUGGAGGAAAAACCUCUGUCUAUAUUCUCCAGAAAUGCCAAAUGGUUUUGUUACGGGAAACAGCACCGUCGCCUUCUCAACCAGCAAGUUUUUUAAAGGACCAACCCAAAACUUUUGGAAACAUUUCAUCCAAAGUCAGAUCAAAAUAUCAGUGUUCGCUUAUUUGCUCAGCUGAUUGCUAACCAUAUUAAUGAUAAAUAAUCGAUGUGUCAUUAAAAAACAAAUAGUAGAAAAAUCUGCUCAAAGAAACCACAUAAUUCAUCUGGAGUUUAUACAUGAAAAUCUGAGGGGACAAAGUUUCCACUCAGCGGCAAGAUGAUAAGCACAUACCUUACCCACACACAAUGUCUUAUACACACUCAAACCCAGCAGGAGUGUGACUGAUAUUAACAGGAUGUCUGAACAGUUUAAUACUUAAUGAGAGGAUCUUUCUUCAAUGAACUUGUUGACAAACUUCCUCCAAACCACAUUAGCAGAGGCUGACACAUCAUCCUUUCAGUGUAGUUACUCAUUCUUAGCUCAUACAUCUCAAGCAUUGCAGCUGUCUCAUCUGAACUGUGCUACUGUAUUCAGACAAUCCUCAACCCCACAUCUCCAUCACCUGUAUUAAUACUUGAAACAUAGCUGACAGCUAUGAGGAAAUUUCCAACUUAGCUUGAAAGUGAAAUAUCACAUGGAAAUAUCAGUCAUUUUAGGAAUAUACAUCUUAGUAAAAUAGUCUGCCACAUUUUAACCACUAUUUGUAAAUGUGAGUAUUUCUCUCAGAAAUAUUGAAGAUUCAAAGUCUGCAAGUUGGAUAGAAUUUCAACCACAGUAUGUGGAGAGCAGAGGCUUCCUAACUGUCCAGGUCUUCUGGUUGUUACUCAUCAAUCAGUCUCUGUUCAAGCUGACCAGCUCCACUUUGCUCCAUAUUGAAUUUAAUUCCAAACCUAUUUAACCCAAGUUACACUUUGGGUGUAUGAGUUUGACAACAGUAAUUAACCAACACAGAAUUUCAGCCCAAAAGCACCAAACUUAUAUGGCUUCUGCUAGCAAAUAAACCACAGGUUUAGUGGCAGUGCACACUAAAAGUUCACGGGCUGGUAAAGUGAUAAAAUGUUGCACUCUUGUCUGAAGACGACACCAGAACAUUGUCUCCAGUUAUAAGUAGUAUCAUAAGUCUCUGUAUUUAUCUGCCCACCACUACACUUAUUGUAUGCAUUUUAAACAUGAGGGAGUUGAAUGAACUGUAAAUAGAAAGUACUUCCAUCACAUACUGCAGUGUUUGAGGGAAAUGUAAAGCAGAUAAAAUAGGAGUAAAGGUUAUGUAACUAUUAAGUCUGAUCAGUUCGUGCUGUAGUGGUUUGCCAGCAUGACUGAAGCUGCUCUCUUUCUGGCAUGACCUGGCUUUAAUAUGGACUGAACUGAAAAUGGGAUAUUCAAGGAUCCAGCGGUAUUGUGCUUUAAGAGGAAGCAACUUAAAGCAAAAUAGUGACCCUUAAUGCUUUCAAGAUUCAAAGUUUAGGUUUGGGUUAGGUCUGAGUUUUUGAAAUUUGAAAUUAUCUGUAUAGUCAUCACAGCUAGACUAGACACAUCUAGAGCUAUAGUACACAGAUCAGUAUUCCAGACAGCAAAAUCUAGAAAUACAUCCAAAGUUCUGUUGUCUGAGUUUGGGUGUGCAGGCAUGUUUUUUUAAUGCAGUGUUUAUGCUGAUAUUUUACAGUAUUACAAUCCUCCUGGAACAAAUCCCUCAAAUCCCAAAUAUUUAUGUCCAGUAAUUCCCACAGGACUAUAUUCAGUCAGGUUAGAAAAGCUGCCAAACCAGUAUUCAGACCAUCACAGGAUAAUGAAACACUUGUUAAAACCCAGCCCAAUAAAAUUCCUAUAGGUUUAAUACCCCCAGGCUCCCGCAAGACAACCCAUGUAUUCAACAGUAGGGGGAGUUUGGAUACACUGGGUGUUGGACUGAAGAGUUAAUUUAUUUGUGCAAAGCUUUGCUGGGCUAAAUCUCCUGUCUGUGGAAGAGCUUCAGUCUGUCGGCGGAUAGAUGCAGUUGUGAAAGCAAUACACCACUCAUUAAUCCUCCACCAUCACACCAUCACUCUGCCUCGGCCUCAACUCUGACGCUGGAAGGGGACCAAGAUAUUUUUACUGAUCAGGAUUCUGAACUAUUUAUGUUGUUGUUAUGGUUUAGUUUUUAUAAAUGAUCUGUACUACAGUCGUUUUGUAUUAGCUCUAUAAAUGUCAACUGUACAUAUGAAGAAA
Molecule: messenger RNA, 4465 nt
Organism: Lates calcarifer (barramundi perch)
Lineage: Eukaryota; Metazoa; Chordata; Actinopteri; Centropomidae
Gene: ccdc102a
Product: coiled-coil domain containing 102A
Exons: 10
Coding region: 279-2132 (617 amino acids)
Cellular component (GO): myosin complex
Source: RefSeq, a predicted model, not a curated record